UCAAGAGCAACGCAUGUAAGCGUUCAGCAAGUUCGCCUGCUUGAAAAACGUUGUUUCUUUUGCUUGUAGUCAUUUGCAUUUACGAUGGCUGACACAGUUAUAUCAGCGAAAUACCCCCCACAUAUUGAUGUCACGAAAACACCACUUGCCUAUGGAGAUCGUGCGUUACCACGACUGAAUCAGGAACUAAAUGACAGCAACCUACUUACACGGCAACGAGCUGUGAUGUCACUGUGUGACCAUCUACAUGAUCCAGAACAUAUCGCUGAAGCCUUGAGAUGUGGUAUUGCUGAAAGUCUGUGCAAGUUACUGUCAGACCCUGAUAUUACAGUGAGACAAAAAUCCACACAAUGUCUCUAUGUUAUAGCAGGUCAUGCCAUUGGCAGAGAUGCAUUUCUUGAUCAUGAGAUCAUCAUACCACUGUCAAAAUUGUUCAACGAUCAGGAGGAUAUUGCCAGGAAAAAUGCACACAUGGCUAUGGAAAUGGUGUCCGAGACUCCACCUGGAGCAGAAGGUAUUGUCCUGGCUGGUCUUGUGGAUAUCCUAGUCGAGAAGCUACAGACAGAACUUGUCGAAAUUCAGAAGAUUAUUCUUGACACAUUGCACUUCUGCAUGAGGGUGGACACAGCAAAGGCUCUCGAUGCAGGGGCAAUGGAAGCUUUCACAAAAUUACUUACUCAUCAAUCACAUAAUAUUCGGGCAAAAGCAGCUAGAGAUAUUAUGGAUUUGAGUGUUCCUCUUGAGGGCAAGAAUAAAGCAGUUGAGGUGCAGUCUGUCCCACUGCUUGUUGCACUACUUAAAGAUGAUCAACCGGAUGUACAGGGCAAUGCAGCUGGAGCUCUCAUGAGCAUAACUAUCACAACAAAAGGAAAGUACACAGCAUUAGCUGCAAAUGCUAUUCAGCCGCUGGUCAACAUUGUAAACAGCCCAGUCAGUGAGGUCAGAGCGAAUUCAUUAAAGGCACUGACUUGUCUAUCGGAGGCACCUGAGGGCAGAAAAGCACUUCUUGAAGUUGUAGAUAAGAUACAAGAAAGGAUAGAUGAUCCGAUACCAGCCGUAGUGAAGGCAGCAACAAUUGCUGUGAAAGUUAUCACAUGGAAGCCAUGAACAAUGUGACAGCUCAAAACAAUUCUGUGGAUAUGUUUAGAACCAAAAAAGUUCAUAUAAACAUGGUUGUAGCUGAACUUACAUGUGAAAAGAUUUUUUUCACAUUUUAUUGGAUAAAAAAACAAAAACAGUUUUGUAAGAAACAUGUCUUCUAUAAAAAAAAAUCCUCUGAAAAGUCAGUUAUGAAGAGAUUUUCUUCUUUUGAUUUUGGAAUCAAAAAUAUAUUUCAUGUUAAUGUAAAUAUCUGUAUUAUAUUCAUUGUUGUCUUA
Molecule: messenger RNA, 1376 nt
Organism: Gigantopelta aegis
Lineage: Eukaryota; Metazoa; Mollusca; Gastropoda; Neomphalida; Peltospiridae
Product: radial spoke head 14 homolog
Exons: 9
Coding region: 85-1107 (340 amino acids)
Molecular function (GO): protein binding
Source: RefSeq, a predicted model, not a curated record